AUGAUCCAAGGUCAACAACCACUGCUCGCGGCUGGUGUCGCACACUCGGUCUCUGAGUUGGCAAUAUAUCCGUUUGAGGAACCAGCAGCGUCUCGAACUCUGGUAGACGUACUAUAUUCGACCAUUUUGAAGCAUCCCACUUCCCUUGCAGUCGACAAUGGCAAGACUCGGCUUAGCUACAGCGAGCUGGCUGACCGGAUAGCUAUCCAGAUUGAGGACUUACGGUCCAUGGGCGUUGGAGUCGGCGACCGUGUCGGCGUGCGGCUGAGCUCUGGAUCGAUAGAGCUCUACGUGAGCAUUCUGUCCGUGUUGGCAGCGGGUGCCGCAUACGUUCCGGUUGAUGUGGAUGAUCCAGAUGACCGGGCUGAUCUUGUGUGGGCCGAAGCUGGGGUUUGCGUUGUGCUCACAGACAAUGGCAUGAUUCCUCAGUUUAAGGCUGCCACUGGUCAACAACACCGUCCUCGCCCAGAAGAUGAUGCCUGGAUCAUCUUCACAUCAGGCUCGACUGGGAAGCCGAAAGGAGUGGCAGUGAGCCAUCGCAGUGCAGCGGCAUUCGUCGAUGCCGAAGCACAACUAUUCCUGCCAAGUAAUCACAAUCCCCUAGCACCGGGUGAUCGUGUUCUUGCAGGACUUUCAGUGGCGUUUGACGCCUCGUGUGAGGAGAUGUGGCUAGCUUGGCGGCACGGCGCGUGUCUAGUUCCGGCACCAAGGUCGUUAGUCAAGGCCGGGGCCGAUCUGGGUGCAUUUCUCAUAGCGCAGCGCAUUUCGGUAGUGUCCACGGUGCCAACACUCGCUGCUCUCUGGCCGAUUGAAGCAUUGAGCGCUCUUCGUCUGUUGAUUCUCGGCGGCGAAGCCUGUCCUCCGGAGCUAGCAACCCGUCUCUCCGGUGCCGUGAGUGGGCCAGUGUGGAAUACCUACGGCCCCACCGAGGCCACUGUUGUUUCUUGCGCGGCCCCACUUGUGGCCGGAGAAACGGUGCGCAUCGGCCUGCCGUUGAAAGGCUGGAGACUCGCCGUCAUCGGAUCAGAUGGUUGUCCCGUGCGAUGGGGUGACGUCGGUGAAUUGGUUAUCGGUGGUGUUGGAAUGGCCCGAUACCUUGACAGGGAGAAGGACAGGGCCAAGUUUACCCCAACUUCUUUUUUUGAUGGCGAGCGAAUGUACCGGAGUGGCGAUCUCGUCCGAGCGGAGCGUGAUGGACUGCUUUUCGUUGGGCGUGAUGAUGAGCAGAUCAAGCUCGGUGGACGACGAAUUGAGUUGGGCGAGAUCGAUGCGGCUCUAAUGACUCUCCCUGGUGUCAACGCUGCUGCUAGCGCUAUUCGCCAUAGUGAGACCGGGAUACAGAUUCUUGUGGGAUACGUUGUCCGGAAUGGCGCUGCGCAUGCCACGACUACAACUGACCGAGAAUUGCUUCUACGCGUACUUCCCGCCACACUCGUGCCGAUGCUUAUCACGGUCGAUGACCUGCCAAUACGGACAUCAGGCAAGGUAGACCGUAAAGCACUGCCCUGGCCGCCACUUGAGUCAUCUACUGGCAAACAAGAAGGCGACUUGCCGCCUCACAGCACCGCGGCGUGGCUUGCCGAGCAGUGGCGGCGUUUGCUCGGUAUGCCCGCCUCAAUGGACUCCAACUUUUUCCAUCUUGGCGGCACCAGUCUUGCUGCAGCUCAGCUCGUGUCACAGGUGCGACAGCGAUGCCAAACGCUUUCGGUUGCUGAUGUUUACGAGAAUCCAGAAUUAAAAUCCAUGGCGGCUCGUGUCGACGAGCUCUCCGGGACCGAAAACACUGGCAGCGAAUAUUUACCGACGGCUCGCUGGGUGCUGUUGACACAGAGCCUGGUUCAGUUCGGGGUGAUUGUGGCACUGCUCAGCUUCGAAGGGCUCCGCUGGCUCAUUGCGAUAGGUCUCACGAAGAAGUUCUUUGCCAUACGUCUUGACGCUACUAGCUGGGCUGCAAGGUACGCGAUGCCAUGGUGGUUGAUCAUUGUUGGCUGGGUAGUAUUAAUCACCAUGCCUGGCCGCCUGCUCACGACUGCAGGAGUUGUACGACUCAUCACCAUAGGCAUCCGACCCGGCAUCUACCGCCGGGGAGGUGCUGUACACUUGCGAUUAUGGGCAGCAGAGCGCUUCGUGGCACAGAACCGCAUUGCCCCCAUAGCUGGCACUCAGUGGUGUCGUCGCUAUGCUAGGCUGUUGGGCUGUCGUGUCGGUGCUGAUGCGCAGAUCCAUGGGCUCCCUCCAGUAACAGGUCUUGCCGCCUUUGGGGACGGGUGCGCAGUUGAACCUGAGGCUGAUAUAGCUGGAUGGUGGCUCGAUGGUGAUAGACUUCACAUUGGUACCAUAACCAUCGGACAUGGUGCAAGAGUUGGUACCCGUUCCACGCUUUUGCCCAACACAUUGCUGGAGCCUUUCGCUGAUGUCCAGCCCGGCAUCAGUGUCCAGGGAACGGUAAGAGGGCCAGAAUCUCAUGACCGUGAUUCCAACUCAUCCAUGGACGACUCGGAGAUUAUGGGGGAGAGCUUCUGGACAGGGCCUCGGUACACGGUGACCUUGCUGCUGCUGGACUUUUCACCCAUCAUUAUGAUCGCGCCUGUAUUGGGGCUCACUCCUGCGCUCGUCCAAAACUACAACAACUUUAGAAGUCUGAUCCUAGCGCUGAUCGAGAUGACACUUCCAGGUGCCAUUCUGGGAAUCUUGUUGUCCGCCACAAUCAAUAUAUCUCUGGUCAGACUAUUGAGUCUCGCAAUCCGUCCUGGUGUACACUCGUGGCACAGCACCGCAGCAUGGGCGAGUUGGCUAACGCAUGGUAUAAUGAUGGAGCUACGCAGUUCCUUAUUCCCCAUUUAUGCCAGUCUAUUUACUCCAACAUGGCUACGUCUGCUAGGAGCUACCAUGGGUAGCUCUGUAGAGUCGUCUACCGUGGUUCCCAUCCCGUCACUGUUAUCAGUUCGAGAUGGUGGGUUUCUUGCGGAUGAUGUGCUGCUAUCCCCUGCUGAGCUUAGAGCCGGCCGUAUUCGACUGGGACCCUCCCUCGUAGGGGUAAGAGCCUUUGUCGGUAACUCAGCAAUAGUCGAUCCAGACGUCGAAGUAUCUGACGGCUCUUUGAUUGGUGUGCUCAGCACGGCACCAGAUACUGAAAAGAUGGAAUCUGGCUCAUCCUGGUUAGGCAGGCCUCCCAUGUCACUCCCUCGACGAAACGAAGCACCAGCUGAUGAGACUUUGACCUUUAAACCACCCCUACGCUUGCGGGUGGCCAGAGCACUAGUCGAAUCAUGUCGACUAUUUCCCCUUCUGAUCUCCGCAAUGUUGGCAACGCUGGUUGGAGUUGGCAUGUUGUUCUUCAUAGAUACGUUCGGUAAUUGCUGGGCUAUUCUAGGCGCCGGCGGGCUGCUCGUUGCCGCAGGUAUAGCUAGCGGUAUCAUCACCAUCGUGGCCAAGUGGCUAUUGACGCCGGUCAUUGCCCCGGGAAAGCAGCGUCCGCUGUGGAGCUCCUUUGUCUGGCGCAACGAACUAGCUGAUACUUUCAUACAGUCGCUGGCCCUUCCGUGGCUUCUCAGAAUGUGUUAUGGUACUCCAAUAUUACCAAUGUGGAUGCGUUUAUUAGGAGCUACGAUUGGCCGUGGCGUGUGGUUGGAAAGUCACCUGCUUCCUGAAGCUGAACUCAUCCAGCUUGACGAUGGAGUUACAAUUAAUCGCGGGUGUGUGUUGCAAACACACUUAUUCCACGACCGGCUAAUGCGACUGGAUAAAGUCCAUCUGGAGCGAGGAGCCACACUUGGGCCCUAUGCUAUUACGUUGCCUGGCAGCACCAUCGGCUCAGGAACGACUAUCGCACCGACUUCACUUGUCAUGCGUGGUGAGCACAUCCCAGCAGGUACUCGCUGGAAAGGGAACCCAGUUCGGCCUUGGUCUGAUGAGGAAAAAGUCACUGGGAGUUCAGCUGAAAGUUCUGACAGGGAGAAUAUGCCUUGCCCAGUAUGA
This is a messenger RNA of Pochonia chlamydosporia 170, 3978 nucleotides long. RefSeq names its product non-ribosomal peptide synthetase-like protein. The transcript has a single exon. Gene Ontology annotation, biological process: secondary metabolite biosynthetic process; amino acid activation for nonribosomal peptide biosynthetic process. The record is from RefSeq and is a predicted model, not a curated record. Bases 1 to 3978 code for a protein of 1325 amino acids. Gene Ontology annotation, cellular component: cytoplasm. NCBI's taxonomy places the organism in Eukaryota, Fungi, Ascomycota, Sordariomycetes, Hypocreales, Clavicipitaceae. Gene Ontology annotation, molecular function: phosphopantetheine binding.